AUGGGCCGAACUGUCGACCAAGAGGUACACGCUGCGUUCGUGGAGUUUCGCGCCAAGGAAGAUGACAAGUGUCUAUCCGUGCAGUGUAUCUACUGUCAGCAGAUUCGCGCAAAGAACACUUCGCGUCAGAAGCAACAUCUUCUCGAAUGUCCCGGCCUUCGAGGUCACCCUAAUGCCGCGCAACCGUCGCAGCCUGCCCAGGCCCCCAAUGGCCUCCCGUCAACAAAUGGCUACCCGGGCACGCCCAGCGGCCCUACGAGUGCUGCGCCGCCUACAGGUCCUCCUAUGCCAACACCAAAUGGAAGUUUGAUGUCGAACGGGGUAAACCCCCAUGGGACUCCAUUGGGGACCCCGCUGCAGACUCUGAACCGUCCUCCAAUGGCCACCCCGGGGCCUCCCACUGUCGCGCCCCCAGGCUCCGCACCACCUUCUGCCGCGCCCUCACGCCCUACCCCCAAACCCAAGCCCAAGUCUUCAAGCACAUCGAACCUGCCCGCGCCGCCACUCGACGACGUGCACGCCGCGUUCGUGGAGUUCCGCGCAAAGGAAGAGGACAAGUGUCUUUCAGUCCAGUGCAUUUACUGCCAGCAGGUCCGAGCUAAGAAUACCAGCCGGCAACGCCAGCAUCUCCUCGAGUGCCCCACGUACCUCAGUGUCAUGAAAGAUUCCAUUCCUGCGAACAACCUUCUCCACACAUUCCCCGAGGGCGAUGUCGCACGAUCACUCCAGAUUCCUGCUCCGACUCUGGAACUCGAUUUUCGCAUGAGCAUCAAAAUGAACCCCAAGGUUUCCCCCGGUGGCCAAGAUACCCAAAUUGUCACGAAGGACUCAACAACCAAUCUGCACGCCAACUACCUGCUCCAAACCGCCGAAGAACCUCCUGCGUUCAUUAUGAUCAAAGCCGACGGAUGGCUUACCGGGGCCAAGGAUGUUCUCGACAAGGUCAACGACUCCAGCAUGGCCGAUGGCAUUAACCCGGGCAGCUACAAGUAUCGCAUUAACCUCUCCAUGGAGACGGGCGAUGAGCGAUAUACUUUCCUUAACACCCUGAUGUGGAUCGGAAGUGGUUGCCGACGGGGCCAAGAAGUCAUCUUCGACGCGUUCCGUGUCAACUGA
Messenger RNA from Penicillium chermesinum, 1116 nucleotides. Its product is annotated as DUF3237 domain-containing protein. NCBI's taxonomy places the organism in Eukaryota, Fungi, Ascomycota, Eurotiomycetes, Eurotiales, Aspergillaceae. Bases 1 to 1116 code for a protein of 371 amino acids. The transcript is spliced from 5 exons. The record is from RefSeq and is a predicted model, not a curated record.